AGUUCUUGUCAACAAGAAGGGCCGACUGACACGAUGACGUCUUCCUGAACAAAACCUCCUUAAAAUGGCCCUUUUUUAACAUUAAAUCUUCUGAAUUUUAUCCAUUUUUAAAACCUUUAUUGAAGAAUAAUUUCCACGAUGACAGUCAGCCAGCACGUGUGUGCGCUCCUACUGUUCUCCAUAACAGCCUGCAGUCAUUUUGAACCUGCUUCCUGCUUCGCCUACUGCGAGCAUCCCCCUCAGAUCCUGGAGAGUAAAGUGGGAGAGAUCAGGAGUUCUGCCUACCGCAGCUGGUCCUACAGCUUCGGUCCUGCUUACGAUUGCUGGUUCAUCAAGGGUUCAGAGGAUGAACCCAUUGUUCUCAGUUUCUCUCAGUUCUCUGUACGAUGUAAGAACGAACGGCUCACCAUAAAAUCAUCUGCUGGUGGCGAGCCACAUGUUCUUUGCGGCUCCAAGCUGCCGCAGCCGUUGGAGUUUCCAGGAGGAAAUAUCACCCUGGUGCAUAAUUUCUAUCCUCAUCAGUUUCCUGUGUCGUUGUUUCUGCUCAGCUACUCCAGAACUGGCGAUUGCUCCGAGACGUCUUUCAGAUGCCUCGGGGGUCGGUGCAUCCCCCUCUCCUGGCGCUGUAACGGUCAGGUGGAGUGUCUCGGUGAAGGCUUUGGCACCGAUGAGCUGGGCUGUGAUGACGAAAUGGACUACAUAGACACUAAAACUGUGACGUAUCCAGACAGGACCCUUCAAAUAACCACCGAGAGAAAUGAAGUCGUAGACAAAAGCUGGAGCUCCAACAGAUCAGCCAAGGGGUACACCUUUCCUGAUCACUGGAUGCAGGAGAGAGGCCAGGACCAGGUGGAUCCAGAGCAGCCACAUACUCAGAAGAAUCUUGUUGUGACGCUGACUCCCAUCGGGUGGCCUUGUGGCGGUCUCCUUCAGACCUUUUAUGGGACCUUCUCACCUCCAGUGUCUCAGGGUCAAGGGAUGAUUUGUGUCUGGACUCUGGACCCUGAGGACUCCAGGACACUGAGGUUGGACCUGCACCAGCUUGUGUUGGGUUCUUACGAUAGACUCACCGUCUACAACCGGGAGGAAGGCAAAGGAGACAUUAUCAGAAACAUCACCAGUGCAUCCAAUUUCAAAGAAAUCAAAGUUGAGUCCCAUACCGGUCUAAUGUCACUGGUGUAUGAGGUACAGCUUAACUCCUUUGGCACCGGUUUUAAGGCUACCUUCCACGUGGGGAGCUAUUGCCCCCCGUGGGAGGGUCAGUGUGGGGGAGCAGCCGGUGGGUGUUUCACCAAAGAGCAGCGCUGCGACGGGAAAUGGGACUGUCCUGAGACUGGGAAAGACGAGCAGGGUUGCAGGGGCUGCAGUCAGAACCAGUUUGCAUGUGGGUUGUCGGGACAGAGGUCGGUGGCGUUCAGCCACUAUGCCAGCAGGCCGGUGUGUUACCCCGUGACGGAGCGAUGCAACUACCAGCAGUACUGCGAUGACAAGAGCGACGAGAAGGACUGCAGCGUCUGUCAGCCGGGAACCUUUCUUUGUGACAGUGGCAGUUGCAUUUAUGAGAGCUGGCGCUGUGACGGCCAGAUGGACUGUAAAGACGGCACGGACGAGCUCAGCUGCACAGUCAUGCUGCCCCGCAAGGUCAUCACCGCGGCGACGGUGGGCAGCCUCAUCUGUGGACUGCUGCUGGUCAUCGCCAUGGGCUGCACGUGUAAACUGUACUCGCUCAGGACCAGGGAGUACAGCAUGUUUGCUCCGAUUAGCCGUCAGGAAGCCCAGCUGAUCCAGCAACAGGCUCCUCCAUCCUACGGUCAGCUGAUUGCCCAGGGCAUCAUCCCCCCUGUGGAGGAUUUCCCCACAGGAAGCCCCAAUGAGACGUCGACUCUUUCUCUGAGAGGAAUCCUUCAGCUCCUUCGUCAGGACGCACAAAACUCCCCGCACCGCAGACGCCGGCCCCGAUUCGUCCGCCGUGCCGUCCGUCGCAUGAGGAGGUGGGGCCUCAUCCCCAGAACGUCCUCCAGGCCGAGCCAGACCUCCAGCUCCUCCCAGCAGCAGUCUAACUCCGGUCCGCCCGGCCAGGAACCGGCGCAGUCCUCCCCUGACGGGUCCUCCUCCUCGGCGGCGGCGGUGCAGGCGGUCAGUCAACCGGUGCCUCAGAAACUCGGCAUACUGGUUCAGACGGAGCAGCAGCAAGAAGCACCGCCUCCUCUGCUGCCGCUGCUACCGCCGCCCGCCUCCUCAACGCCCCCUCCUCCGUAUGCCCCUCCAGCUCCUCCCCCGGACGCUCCCCACACCCCUCCUGUUGCCGUCGCUCCAAGCAGCCCCUCCCUGUCCUCCAUCUUCCAAACUCUAGGCCUGAGUCUCUCCCUCUUCAGAGCCUCAUCCUCCUCCACCACUAACUCCAUGGCUCUCUCCGCCUCCUCUUCUUUCUCCUCUUCAGACGACGAGGUGCUGCUUAUCCCGCUGUCUGAAGACACCGCCUCAGAGGACGAUGUGCCCAUGCUCACCUGAACGCCGUCCUCCCUCAGUACACUUCCGUAUUAUUUUCUUGUUUUCUCCUCUCCGUCUUUGUGCUGGGACCUGAGCACAGGACUCCCUCUCUCUGCGAGUCUGGUGCCUUUUCAAGUCGCUUUCACCAAUUCGCUCACAUUUGGAACCACCUAUUGCCCGACUUGUACAUUAAAAUCUCUAAAAGCAACUUUACGUUGAGACAAAAGUUUUCGGGGACGUGCAUUUAAUUAACACUGGCCUGCGCAGAGACGCUAAAUGUUUGCACAGAAGGACGUUCCCCAUCCCAACCCUGAGGCAGGCGACUGUCACACUGAAAC
Nematolebias whitei (Rio pearlfish) is the source of this 2828-nucleotide messenger RNA. RefSeq names its product low density lipoprotein receptor-related protein 10 (gene lrp10). The transcript is spliced from 10 exons. Bases 139 to 2511 code for a protein of 790 amino acids. Lineage: Eukaryota; Metazoa; Chordata; Actinopteri; Cyprinodontiformes; Rivulidae. Gene Ontology annotation, cellular component: plasma membrane. Gene Ontology annotation, molecular function: protein binding. The record is from RefSeq and is a predicted model, not a curated record.